ACUAAGAAUGAAUGCGAUGCUUUUACGAUAACAGUAGACGAUUCAUUGCGAAUAGAUACGAGCAAUUAACGAAUGCAUACGAGUGUUUUGCGAGCACAAUACGAAUGGUAACGAUCUGAUCCAAGUUUUUACGAUUGGUUAACGAAUAGUUUACGAUAGCCCACGAACAUUUGCGAUUGAGUUACGAGUGUUUUACGAAUGUUUAUUUUUUUUGCAAUGGGAAAUGCAUGCACUCAUAUAGAUAGUAGGCCAUACAGUCUCAUUUAUUAUCCAUGUAAACAUUCGGAGUAACAAGACAUGUCUUACGAGAGAAAUAAAUUAUUACUCUUCCAUAACUUCCUUCGACUUCUUCUUCCACUGGCACAGAGGGCAGAGGAAGAAAAUCAACAACUGUUUCCUCUUUGUUUUAGGAGGAGGAGGAGGAGGCGGACUCAACGUAGAUUUUGGUGCAGGCCAUGGCUCAUCAGAAGAACUUUGUUUGGACAAUAUGACCAACUCCUGCAUGAGCUUAACCGGGAAGAUGCGUCUGGUUACAGAAACUUUUUAAGAGUUGAUGCCGACUUGUUUGGGGAGAUACUUGACAGAAUUACCCCUGCAAUCAGAAAAAGCUCUACCUCUUUCAGGGAACCACUUGAACCAGGACUGAAGUUAGCCGUUACACUCAGACAUUUGGCUACCGGUUCCACGUAUGCUGAUCUUAUGUAUGCCUUUCGUGUUGCCCGGAACUCCAUAUCACUCUUUGUGCCUAAAGUCUGCGAAGCAAUUUACUUAGCAUACAAAGAUGAAGUCAUGCCGGAUGAGAUUACGACGGAAGAUUGGAUGCGUAUAGCAUCUGACUUUGAAAGAAUAUGGAACCUCCCACACGCUUGUGGUGCUUUGGAUGGGAAGCACAUUAGAAUAAGAAAACCGCCUAACUCGGGGUCGUUAUUUUUUAACUACAAACAUUUCUUCUCUACAGUGAUGAUGGCUCUAGUUGAUGCAGAUUAUAAGUUUAUUUGGCUGAGUGUGGGCUCAUACGGAAGUGCAUCUGAUAGCCAGAUAUUUAGGGACUCGGAACUACGACCAAUGUUAGAAGAUGGAACUUUGGAUCUUCCGCCUCCCUCCCCUCUCCCAAAUGGUGAAACAGACAUUCCUUAUUUUUUAUUGGCGAUGACGCAUUUCCUCUCCGAUCAUGGAUGA
This is a messenger RNA of Mytilus trossulus (common blue mussel), 1179 nucleotides long. RefSeq lists its product as uncharacterized. The coding region runs from base 298 to 1179 and encodes 293 amino acids. Lineage: Eukaryota; Metazoa; Mollusca; Bivalvia; Mytilida; Mytilidae. The record is from RefSeq and is a predicted model, not a curated record. The transcript is spliced from 2 exons.